Anoplopoma fimbria (sablefish) is the source of this 5199-nucleotide messenger RNA. RefSeq names its product zinc finger, CCHC domain containing 2 (gene zcchc2). NCBI's taxonomy places the organism in Eukaryota, Metazoa, Chordata, Actinopteri, Perciformes, Anoplopomatidae. The record is from RefSeq and is a predicted model, not a curated record. Gene Ontology annotation, molecular function: zinc ion binding; nucleic acid binding.
ACGGCUAAAGCGCCUAUGCUAGCCCGAUGCUAAAGCACUAAAUAUCCAUGCAGCACUGCCGCCAGAUGACCAUCGUUGGCUAACAGUUAAAACACUGUCUACCGACUGGCAGUUCGCCUCUCUUUUCAGCAAUACGAAACGGUGUCCGUUGUCAGCGAUGCAUAUCGGUGCGGUAUUUACAUUUUGAAGGCUCUCUCGCGGCGCUGAUAAUGCUGAAAAUGAAGCUACCGAUGAAAAUGGGCGAGGAAGGAGCCGAUGCAACGGCCGAAGACGACUCAUUGGACCUGUCGGAGCACCGACAUAUGCCCAGGGCGGCACCUCCUUCUUCGCUGUCCGACGGACCGGACGAGUCGCCAGGACCCAGUGUGUAUCCAUCCUGGCUGGACAAGGAGACUGUUUUUGAGUGGUUCGGCCUACAUCUAAACCCAGCUAAGCGGAUCGAGUUCAUGUGCGGGCUGCUGCAUAUGUGCCAACCGCUGGAGCUCCGCUUUUUGGGCUCCUACUUGGAAGAUCUCGCAAGAAAAGAUUACCACGUCCUAAGAGACUUUGAGUUUCGGGCGAACAGUCCGAGCGAUUUGGGGGUUCUGACGGACGUGGUCGACCCGGUGGUGAGGUCCAAACUCCUGGUCUGCCUCUCCCUCCUCGGGUCCGACAGCAGGGAAUGUGCUGGAAUACUCUUUCGGAUACUGAGCCAUGUAGAUCCGGCCUUGGUCUACAAAAACUUCGACUGCUCGCUCCCUCCGCUCCGGGAGCCACGCAGCCACCCGCUCCUUCCACAGUGUCGGGACGGGAAUGUGUACGGGAGACCGGAGCAGACCUCCUGCGGCUUCUCCGACGACGAGACGAAGACGACGGGACCUCUCGAGCAGCUGGCGUUGCUCUUCGCAAUGGCCUCACUCCACCCGGCUUUCCACUUCCACCAGCGGGAGAUGGUCCGCGGGCAGCUCGACAAAAUAGAGCUCGCCAUCGAGGAGGAGGAGAGGCGGUUAAGUCAGCUCAGAAUAAACGCCCAGAUAACGGAGCUGAGGGGUCAGAAGGCAGAUUACCUGCCUCCUCCCGCGCUGGGUCUGGGGGAAUGCACAGCGUCCCAUCCGCCCUGCCAGGGCCGGCGCUCCAGCCGCCGGGCAGCACAGAGAGAAGCAGUGCAUAUAGAGGGGAUUGUGCUCAGGGGCAUCUCCCGGACCAGAAUGGACAAGGAAUACAACUUUGAGGUGAAGUGGUCCGACUCUUCUUCUAGCAGUGUGACCAAAACUCAUCUGGAACUGGAGAAUUUCCUUCUGAAGCUUCCUAAGGAUAAGUGCAGCGAGUCUUUUGAGAAGGGCAUCCUGAGGCUUCUGAACCAGGGGGGCCGGCAUGAGAGCAGGGAGGUGGAGAAGAACCUCAGGGAGAGGUUCCUAUCUGCUCCUCCAGUCUUCAGACAGACCAGAAAGGUCUGCAGCUUCUUCAACUGUGACUCCAGUUCCUCUACCUGCUGCAGAUGCACCUGCCAGCUGGGUAAAGCCUACCAAGGAGACUGCUCUGACGCCUCCAGUCAGGAGGAAGAUAUAGAGUCGUACGCUCAGGGACACAAGAAAAAGCUUGGGACCAAGAGUCCAUGUCAAAGUCUAAAUAGUGCCAGGGGGCCCCAGGGGGAUGGUCGGAGGGGGGGCCAUGCUGCAGAGCUCAAUGGUCCAGCAGAGAGGAGGAAGAGCUGUCCACUGAGGAGCAGCCAGGAGGCUGAACAGCAGCAGGACUCUGAGAAGAGAAGCCACCCGUGCACUAAAACAAAGAGCAGAGGCCCCCCCACGGACAGGGACAAGGUGAAGGCCGCUGCCUUUGUACCAAACGGCAGAAUGGUGCUAGCUCUAUCACCUCAGAGGCAAGAUAGAGGUUCUGGUCCGGAUACCUUUGGUGAAACAUCAUCAGAAAGCUGCAGCUCUCCAUCCAGCCCUCAACACCCCGGACCAGAGAGCCUGGAUAGUGAGGAUGACAAUAACAAAGAUACAGACAGCCACUCUGAUGACUCGAGCAAAGGUCGGGGCCCUGACAUGUUCUUCACCCACCAGACUACUCCCACUGUGAUGGGGGACAUCUCUGUCCACCCUCUGUCUUCCAACGUCCACCGUGCCCAAGAGCAGCCGCUCUUCCCAGAGACCAGCACAGAUCUCCCCCCUCUCUCCGUCGUGCACUCUCUGCCUUAUGUUCUCCCUAACGUGGCUGCUGACCCUCCACUCCCACCGGUCCCUCCCCGUCAAAGUAUCGUCCCCCAUGGGAAGCCCUCGUCUGGGACCCUGAUGAUGCAGAUGCCCCCAGUGCCUCCAGCUGUCCUAGGCCCCGGAAUUGUGGGAGACCCGGAGAAGAGAGAUGUGCUCCCAACCUUUGGGAUCUCACCUAUCGCCCUCCACCCUUCAGGAAGUCCUGCUGUGCAGCCGCUGGUUCAGAGGUUCAAAACAGCUAUGCCUCACAGCCAAGGUGGCCCUGAUGGAGCUUCAGGGAGUGCUUCUAAUCCUUCAUACCAGGCUCCUGUAAGAGCCGCCGGUGUCAAGUCUCCUGGACCGACAUCCUUCUCCUCUCCUCUUCAACAGUCUCUGCCCUGCCAAGACCCGUCCGGUGUCGGCUCAGGCUCGGCCUCCUCCCUGCCUCACGUGGAGACUUUACAUGCCAGGAACCACGGCUUAACCCUACCAUCCGGCCUGCCUUCUCCCUACACUCUGCCCCCUGUCCCCACCUCCGUCUUGCCCACAAUAGGAACGCCCGCGUCCACUGGAAUGGCUCCAUCUCCUGGACACUUGCAAGCAGCUGUUCCUCCAGCUGUGCCCACCCACACCCCUGGACCAGCCCCCAGCCCCAGCCCGGCGCUCACUCGCAGCACUGCGCACAGCGACUGUACGUCCUACAGCAACAGCAGUGCGUCCUGUGGGGGGGCCCCUGUUGUCUCCGGCAACCCUAUUGCUCUUCAUCAAACCCAGCAGAAACAGUUGCCCCCCCAGCAGCCAACACCACCGCAACAACAACCACUACAACCGCCACAGCAGCAGACGAUGGGCUGUGGGACUUGCGGUUGUCACAACAACUGCGGCAGCCGAGGCAGCAUCGGUAACAACAACAGUGUCAGCGGCGCUCCCGGCUGCCAGGCGCCCUUGUUCUUCUCCCACCAGAUGGCGGCAGCGCGGCAGGUGUUCAGCGUUCCGCCGCCUCUUUUCCAACUCACAAGCCUGUGCAGCAACAGCUUCCUCACCCAGGCCCAGUCUCCUCACCAGGCCAACGGUGCUGCCACCCUUCCCCCCUUCUUCCCCACCGCUCCACCUCCUUCACACCCGUCCCCCUACGGCCCCCUGCACACUCACUCUCACAGCCAUGCUGAUCUGCCGUCACACAUGCUGGGCACCCAAGCGGCGGCGGCAGCUGUUGCAGCUGCAAACUACAACCUCCAGCAGCAGAUGGCGCCGGCGGCAUCGUUCUGCCAGCGCGUCUACCAACACGUGUACCCCAACCCCUUGGGCAUGCUGCCCGCCACUGCGCUGGGGGGAGGCGGAGUCAAUAAGAAGAGCGGGAAUGUGUCCUGUUAUAACUGCGGAGUGAGCGGCCACUACGCUCAGGACUGCAACCAACCCUCCUUAGACUCCACACAGCAAGGUGGCUUCCGGUUAAAGUACGCAGCCUCCCAAAUUUCAGACGUACUUGACAAUGCCGACUGAAGAAGAAGAAGAAGAAGAAGAGAGGCUGAAGAGGAGCUCCUCUGGUCUCGGCUGACUGUCGUCUGUUCUUCCUCCCACGGCGAUGUGUGAGCAGUGCACUGAAGCUUCUGUGUACUUCAGGAAAAUAAAAAAACAUUCUUAAAAACAAGUGACCAUUUCAAGGGCUCAGUGGACGAAGCCCGGGAAAACCUUGUUGUCAUGGAGAUGUUUCACGGCGCCGUCAGUCAGUCUGUCCGUGUGACUGCCGGCAAUUUUUUAUUUUAGCUCGUCUUUGAUAUCUUUGCACUGAGGGCUGGAAAUGAUUAACUUAUUAUUUAAUUAUUAGGAAGAGAUUUUGAGGAUUGUUUUUUUGUUGUUUUUACAUUAAAGAACAGACUUGUCUCAGCUGAAAAAAAAAAAAAAAAAAAGUUCUUAAACACUAUUAUCUAUUUCUAAAAAAAAGCCUAUUUAUUCUUUCCCCUCAUUAUUACUGUUCACCUAGCAUUUUAUUGUCAGAGAGAAUUGUACAUCCGUUUUCAAAUAUUAAAUCAAAAACAGUAAUGUUAGCUAAAUGGAUGCUAUGUUGGUUGUUACUCUUUCAUUUUUGUUCUGAGGUUUUCUCACGUGAGGAAUGUGACUGUGUCGACGUGGCUCUCAUUCAUUCUGCCACUUGAUAUGUUGUGGUUGGACGGUAUUUGCUGCUUUUUAUUUUCUUUAUCUUUUUGUCAUUUUUAAAAUGGUUAUACUUGGUGAAAUGCACUAUAGUGAAGCAGGAAACAAGUUUACUAAAAGACAGGUCAGUGUUGCUUUUGUGGGCGGAGCCAGCAUUGAACCUUUCUGUGGAUUCAUUUAUCAAUGCUUGACUGAAAUGAAUGGCAUCGCUCGAGUUCUGUAGACUGAAGGAAACAUUUCUACAGAGAAUCAUCACUACUGCUCCACCCUGAUGAGGUGUUGAUACAUUUAGUUUGUAUUUAAUGUCAAGAUCACUUCUUCCAGAGUUAAUUGUUCACAGCUGGUUCAAGUCCAGGCUUACUGUAUAUACGAGCAGAACCUCGCAACGUAUUGAAGCGAAAACACCAAGGAGGACAAUCACUGACUUUUAUAUACUUGUUAAGAUAAGGAACCUGAAAUAUCCAUGUUGGUUUUUUUUCACACAGAACUGUUGAUGACUGACCUAAGAUGUCUGACAGACCUGAUAAUAACAUUUGAACUGAGAUCCCUCCUGUGAAUAACGCUUUGAACACUUACCAAGCUGCAACUGGCAAAACCAUACUGUAAGGUUUGACUUGUUAUGAAGCAACAAGCUCUCUGGUAACAAAUGCAGCGCUUGAGAAUACGGAGACCCAACAUGUACGGCGUUCAAUAAAUAAACAAUAGAUUAAACAUAGUUGAUGAAAUAAUUUAAGACCAUUCUUUUAAUAAUUUUAUGUCAAACAAUUGUUCAGGGCUUUUUGGACACCCUGCUUUUUUUUUGUGUUUUUUAUCUGCCAUUACUGCUCAACCUACUGUUAGUGCAUAAGUGAAAUUAAAAUCUAUGCAUACA